AGCAGCAGAACAACAAAGAAAACAACACAAAACAUGUUGCCUUCCCAAGAAGCCUCCAAGAUUUACCAUGACAAUUACAUGCGCAACUCCCGUGCCAUCGGGGUGCUCUGGGCCAUCUUCACCAUUUGCUUCGCCAUCGUCAACGUGGUGGUGUUCAUCCAGCCCUACUGGAUCGGCGACAGCGUCAACACGCCACAGGCCGGCUACUUCGGCCUCUUCCACUACUGCGUGGGCACCGGGCCGUCGCCCAGCCGGGAGCUCACCUGCGUGGGCAGCUUCUCCGACUUCAGCUCCAUCCCGUCCGGAGCCUUCAAGGCAGCCUCGGUCUUCGUGUUGCUGUCCAUGGUGCUGAUCCUCAGCUGCAUCGCCUGCAUGGCACUGUUCUUCUUCUGCAACACCUCCACCGUUUACAAGACCUGCGCCUGGAUGCAGCUGCUGUGUGGAGUGUGCCUAGUUCUGGGUUGCAUGAUCUUCCCAGACGGCUGGGACGCAGAAGUGAUCAGGGACAUGUGCGGGGAGCAGGCGGGGAAAUACUCCCUGGGCGACUGCUCCGUACGCUGGGCCUAUAUGCUGGCCAUCAUGGGCAUCCUGGACGCUCUCAUCCUCUCCUUCCUGGCCUUUGUGCUGGGCAACAGGCAGACCGACUUCUAUCUGGAUGACCUGCAGACAGAUAACAAAGAUUUCGCUGUGUCAAGGAUUGAGGUUCGAGAAAGACGAGAGCCACGGUACGGAGUGCAGCGUCUACACUGAGUGCAGUGACACAGCGCGGGUUGACUUCUUCUCUCUCGCUCACCUACUUCUCCUUCUUUUGCUCUGUCCUCCUCUACUUUCAUCUCAUUCUCUCCUCUCAAAUGAUCAGGAUUCUCACCCACAUCUUCGUGCAUACACCAAGUGUACAGGAUUCUGUAAGAUAUUUAAAAAAAACAACAGACACACAUUGGGAUAAACUAUAUUUUGAAAAAAGAAAAGAAACCACAGUACACUAUAUUCAAGGUUGUACAGUGCAUUUAUUGAUUAACCUUCUAGACAAAUAUCUUUACGACAGAAACGGAAAAUGUAAAGCACUUGAAGUCUUGACUUUUGUGAGAAAUGAACUCCUUUAGAUGAAGAACCAUAAUAUCCUGAAUUCAAUUUGACUGUGGCUGUUUAUCGAUUUGUCAUUUUCGGUGUCUGUGUGCAGUCGUCGUUUCCUAAAGCAGACCAGGGAUUUCUCUACACAGAGGUCAAGGCUCACAUUUGUAAACAUUUUACUCAGGACUUUUAUGGCUCUUCAUCUAAGGACUGUCAGACAUGAGGAUUCAAAAUAAAGUUGACCCCCACUGCAGCUUUACGGAACCUAUAACAUCUCUGGGAGAUUCUCUACUACUGUACAUACGAAACAAUGUAAAUAACAUUUCUGCUGACAGAAACAGCCGACAACAAAACCUCAUCUGACUCUAAUGCAUUAAGUAUUCUACUUAUGAUUUCAGUGUUUUUCUUGUGCUGGAAAAGCAUUGGAGUACGUGAGGAUCCAUUGUGUUUGUUAUCCGACUUCUUAUUGCAGAUGUGGAGGGAAUAAAAUGGAUGGAAAAAAAAAAACAGAAUACCAAGAAUCAAUGCGAUGAGAUGCUUCCUUAAAGCAUGGCCUCGAAAAAUACCUAAACUGUGGUGGGUUUUUCUCCUGUAGAACAUGCAGUUACCCAAAAAUGGAGAAGGGUUCUUGACUUUGUUCUGUUCCUGUGUGCAGUCACCUCCAGUUUACAGUUCCAGCAUACGGUGAUUAAUUAACUCUGUAAAUGUCAUGAGUCUGUGUGAAUAUCCUCGUAUGAGUUGGCCUUCUCUCAGAGGGAAGCCCCAAGUGCUGCACUUAAGGUGAUGUCACUAAGAUGCCUCUUUGCCGCUUUGCAGUAGUCAUAUGAAUUAAGUAUUUAGACAGAAAACACACACACAUACACACACAUAAACUAAAAUGUGUUUAAUCCAAAGUUUAUGCAGCUCAACACUGUGGUUCCAGAAUAGAACAAACGCAUUUGUCCAAAUUUGUGUCACUGAUUGACCUGACUCUAGGAUUAAAACAACGUAGAUAUAUUAUAUUUCAAAAAAUUAAAUUUAUUUCUGCAACAAGUGCUGUCGAAAAGAGUGGCCUGUCACUGUUAUGCUGUGUAAGUUAGUAAAAUAUACUGUGACUAGAUUUCCUACCACAUGAGAUACAUUUUUAUUAACAGUACGGUCAAGAGGUCAGAGGUCGAGGGCCUCACACUAAACUGGCACAAAUUAAAUAAAUGUAGUCUUGUCUUAUAUCUACCAGAUUUUAUAUUCUUGUUUCAUUUGGUCCUAAAUUGAAAUCAGAGUUGCAUCAGAGGAGGAUGGGAAUUUCAAUCAGCUGCAGGAGCAUCUUUUCCUGGGUGUGUUGACGCUGCAGUGUGAGGCCAGUGACUCACCGACGUACUCAUUUGCACUGUAAUAGCUUCUGUAGCCCCAGAACCGCUCGAUGUGUUUGCCUCGAUGACUCUGGUCGUCUUCACAUCACAGUCAUUGCUCUAGAUGCAAAUAGAACAUGUGAUGAUCGGCAGCUGCACAGUGUAACAGAGCAGAACGCUGUUUAUUGGGUGGGCCCCGGGGGCUCCAGCACUCCAGGCCUGAGAUCCUGUCAAGUGAGCCCGCUAGAGCACCAAACCUGGAUCAGGUCAGUGCAGGGGUAAAGUGUGCUGUGCAGUAAAAGCACACAGUUGCUAGUUUUUUUAUUUGUGGACCGACGUGACAUGGCCCAUAUAAGUGAGUUAAAGGAUCUCACUGUAAAACCCUGAGCUGGUUGACCAUGUGAGAAGAGAGUGGGCAACAUGACAUGGGACAUACAGAACAGUCCUGUGAAGGACUGAUUAUUGUGCAAUAUAAACAACAGUAAUCCAUCUGACAUUGUGCUAGAGAAAUUCAUGAUUAAAACAAAUCCAAAAUCUGAAAAAUGAAGCAGAAUAAG
Molecule: messenger RNA, 2956 nt
Organism: Cynoglossus semilaevis (tongue sole)
Lineage: Eukaryota; Metazoa; Chordata; Actinopteri; Pleuronectiformes; Cynoglossidae
Gene: lhfpl4a
Product: LHFPL tetraspan subfamily member 4a
Exons: 4
Coding region: 34-750 (238 amino acids)
Biological process (GO): gamma-aminobutyric acid receptor clustering; sensory perception of sound
Cellular component (GO): postsynaptic membrane; plasma membrane; inhibitory synapse
Molecular function (GO): GABA receptor binding
Source: RefSeq, a predicted model, not a curated record